ACUUUGAAAAUAAAAUAAUACCAACGGUCCAUUUUGCUGUUGCAGGCUCAUAAAUAGAAUCACUGUAGCCAGGCUGUACACUCUCUUUGCCAUAGCAACCUAAAGAGAGUGUUUAUAACAGCCUGUCAUCCAUAUUGGAAAAACAUCAGCUGCUUCUCCUGCUAUACUACAUUAGUGCUGGCUGUCCAGGCCCUUCCAGAACCAACUGUGAUUGCUCCCAGAGAAGUAUUGCAGUCACAGUGGGCCCAAGGUCUGUUUACCCAAGGACUGAAGAAAGGGCUUUUGGUGAGGGGCCAAGGUCCCUGGAUUACUCUGUGGGAAAGAAAGACUCGCCCAGUAUCAGUAACUACCAGAACCUUCAACCUACCAACCAAAUGGAAAGAGCUGUGUGUGUGCCCCAGAAUCCUAUGCUUACCUCCUAACAGAGCCAUCACAUAACUGGAAGGGCAGGCAUUCCAGUGCACCUUGAAGAUUUAAGCAUCACCUGCCAGGCUCUUUCAUCCCUGCUGUGGAGGGUAAAGGGAAAUUGAGGCAUAGAGCUCCAGGUGCCUCCAGCCUCCAGGGAGCCUUCCUCCUUGCCUUCAUCUUGGCCUUAUCCCACUCCUCCCCUUUCCCAGCUCAUCUCCCCCAAGCUGCUCUCUGCCAGUACUAAAGAUGCCUCCACAGUAACAAACAUUCUGUUCCCACCUGACUCCCAGGAGGUCAAGUCCACUGGGCCCAGGGACUAGGGACACCAGUCCUCUCCAUACCAGUCAGUCCAGCCGCCUCGCCCUCCCUGUCCCUUUUUGCCCCAGCUGACAGCUGACCCUAGACCCAGCCUCCAUCCCCCAACAUCCAAGAAAGGGGCUGGGUCGCAGCCACCUCUCUAGGGAGGUUCUCUCCUAGCCUGAGCCCACCCCUGCUACUGCUGCUACCACUACCACCAGCGCCAGCGCCACCACUGCUGCUGCUCCUCUUUUUUUCUGCUGUUGGCCCCCAGGCAGGGGCUUGGACCUACAGGGAUACAAUGUCUCACCCCGGGGAAAACCUGUCGAUUGGCAAGUAUGACUUCGGCUGCACCUUGAUGGAACUGCGGGCCCUCAUGGAACUGCACGGCACUGAGGCGGCCACCUACCUGAUGGAGCAUUACGGGGGGGUGGUCAAUCUCUGCAAGAGGCUGCUGACUUCGCCAGUGGAUGGACUGACUGGGCACCCUUCAGAUUUGGAGAGACGCCAGCAAAUAUUUGGAAAAAACGCAAUCCCCCCCAAAAGACCCAAGACCUUUAUUGAGUUAGUGUGGGAGGCUUUACAAGAUGCCACACUCAUCAUACUCAUCAUUUCAGCAGUUAUCUCCCUGGGCCUGUCUUUCUACCGACCUCCUGGGAGCGAUAAUGAAUCAUGUGGCGAGAUCAUAAUUGUUGGGGAUCACAAUGAGGAGACAGAGGCCGGCUGGAUCGAAGGGGCAGCUAUCCUAUUGUCGGUGGUCGUGGUGGUGCUGGUGACAGCCUUCAAUGACUGGAGCAAAGAGAAGCAGUUCCGGGGCCUACAAUCCCGUAUUGAGAAGGAACAGAAGUUUGCCAUUAUCCGCAAUGGCCAGAUCAUCCAAUUGCCUGUGAUUGAUAUCGUGGUGGGAGAUGUUGCCUACAUCCAAUAUGGUGACCUGUUGCCUGCAGAUGGAAUCCUGAUCCAAGGGAACGAUCUGAAAACUGAUGAAAGUACCCUAACUGGAGAAUCUGAACAAGUUAAGAAGUCUAUAGAGAAUGACCCCAUGCUCUUUUCAGGAACCCAUGUGAUGGAAGGGUCUGGCCGGAUGCUCGUGACUGCGGUGGGUGUGAAUUCACAAACUGGAAUCAUUUUCACGCUUUUGGGAACAUCAGAAAGUGACGAUGAGGUGAAGAAAGAAGAAGAAGUUGACGAGGGCAGUGAUGCUGAAGAAGAAGGAGAAGGCCAAGAAAAGAAGAAGGAGAAGAAGGAAAAGUCAGUACUCCAGAGCAAACUGACACGCUUGGCUAUUCAGAUUGGGAAAGUUGGUCUUUUCAUGUCCAUAAUCACAGUUGCCAUAUUGAUACUGCUCUUCGUAAUCGAAACAUUCGGGGUGAAAGGUCAGAGUUGGAAGGCAGAAUGCACCCCCAUCUACAUCCAGUACUUUGUCAAAUUCUUCAUCAUUGGGAUCACUGUGCUUGUAGUGGCUGUACCAGAAGGGUUACCUUUGGCUGUCACCAUCUCACUGGCUUAUUCUGUCAAGAAAAUGAUGAAGGAUAAUAACCUUGUGCGUCACCUGGAUGCCUGUGAAACUAUGGGGAAUGCAACAGCCAUCUGCUCCGACAAGACAGGCACACUGACUUUGAACCGCAUGACAGUGGUUCAGGCCUACAUAGGGAAUGUUUACUACAAGGAAAUCCCCACAGCAGAGAACAUUGCACCCGCUACCCUGAGCAUUCUUGUCAAUGGCAUCUGCAUCAACUCAAACUAUACGUCUAAGGUCCUGCCUCCAGAGAAGGAAGGGGGGCUUCCUCGGCAGGCAGGCAACAAGACAGAGUGUGCCCUGCUGGGCUUUGUCUCGCACCUGAAUUUUAACUAUGAAACUAUAAGGCAAGAGAUGCCGGAGGAGAGUAUAUUCAAAAUCUACACCUUCAAUUCGGUCCGAAAAUCAAUGACCACAGUUAUCAAGAACCCAAAUGGGACUUUUCGAUUGUACAGCAAGGGGGCCUCGGAGAUCAUGCUGCGAAAGUGCAAAUAUGUCUUGGACAGCCAGGGCAUACCCAAGGAGUUCAAACCCAAAGAUCGUGAUGAUCUGACAAGCAGUGUGAUUGAGCAAAUGGCCAACGAGGCACUUCGGACCAUCUGUCUUGCUUAUCGAGACUUGAAAAGUGAGAUUGACUGGGAUAAUGAAGUUGAUGUCCUCUCUGACAUGACUUUCAUCUGUUUGGUUGGCAUCGAAGACCCUGUGCGCCCAGAGGUGCCUGAUGCCAUCAAUCAGUGCAAACAAGCUGGAAUCACUGUCCGAAUGGUGACAGGAGACAACCUCAAUACAGCCCGAGCUAUUGCUAUCAAAUGCGGCAUCCUGACUCCUGGUGAUGACUUCCUGUGCUUACAGGGCAAAGAGUUCAACCAGAUGAUCCGCAAUGAGAAGGGUGAGGUGGACCAGGAUCUGCUAGACAAGGUAUGGCCAACACUUCGAGUGCUGGCUAGAUCAUCCCCUGCUGAUAAGUACAUACUUGUGAAAGGCAUCAUUGAGAGUACUAUUGGGAGCCAACGGCAGGUGGUGGCUGUUACGGGGGAUGGUACCAAUGAUGGACCAGCCUUGAAGAAAGCAGAUGUCGGCUUUGCCAUGGGCAUUGCAGGCACAGACGUGGCCAAGGAGGCCUCAGACAUCAUCCUAACAGAUGACAACUUUACCAGCAUUGUUAAGGCAGUGAUGUGGGGUCGAAAUGUCUAUGAUAGCAUUUCCAAGUUUCUACAGUUCCAGCUCACUGUCAAUGUGGUGGCUGUGAUUGUUGCCUUCACUGGGGCCUGUUUCACCCAGGAUUCCCCACUGAAAGCUGUGCAGAUGUUGUGGGUGAACCUGAUUAUGGAUACUUUUGCUUCCUUGGCCCUGGCUACUGAACCACCCACAGAGCAAUUGCUGAAAAGACGACCCUAUGGUCGUAAUAAGCCACUGAUCUCCAAAACGAUGAUGAAAAAUAUUCUGGGCCACGCCGUCUACCAGCUUAUCAUCAUCUUUACCCUUCUCUUUGCUGGUGAAAAGAUAUUUGACGUGGACAGUGGGAGGCAAGCCCCCUUGAAUGCCCCACCAUCCCAACACUAUACCAUUGUAUUCAAUGUCUUCGUGUUAAUGCAGCUCUUCAAUGAAAUCAAUGCCCGAAAAAUCCAUGGUGAGAGGAAUGUCUUUGAAGGCAUACACCGUAAUGUCAUCUUCUGUACAGUGCUGGUGGGCACAUUUAUCACCCAGAUCAUAAUAGUGGAAUGGGGGGGCAAACCCUUCAGCUGCACAACACUUGAUUUGCACCAGUGGCUUUGGUGUCUUUUCAUUGGGAUAUCAGAGCUGCUCUGGGGCCAGAUAAUCAACACAAUACCCACUAAAAAGCUGUUUUUCUUGAGGGAGGUUGGGUAUGGCCACUCCAGAAAUAAAAUCCACAAGUUAAAUAUGGGUUUCAGUACUACCGAAACUGACCACACAGAAAUGGAGCUGCGCCAUGGACAGGUCCUUUGGUUCAGAGGCCUCAAUCGCAUCCAGACUCAGAUUAAAGUAGUCAGAGCAUUCGGUAGCUCCCUCUAUGAAGGCCUUCAGAAACCUCAAUCUCGGAAGUCUAUCCAUAACUUCAUAACCCACCCCAAGUUCACUCUGGAAGAAGAUAAGUCAAGAACACCACUCCUGGAUGAUAGUGAGAAGGAUGAAGAAAGCAAAAAGCCCAGGACAGACAGAUUCCCUAAGGCCAGUGGGAGCAAAGAACCCACACCCUCUCUGUCUAUCAAAGAAAACAACAAUGCUUUGGACUCUAGCCCAGUGCACAUCACAAUUUCCAACUCGGAUAGCACCUUACACAGCCUGGAGACAUCGGUUCAACCCUCAGAACUCUGGCUUCUAUCCCUGAUUUCUCCCAUUUCCUCCCUUAUUUGCCAUUUUUGUGUGAUAUCUAUGAGGUAAUGGAACUUCUCACUAUCAUGUCAA
Monodelphis domestica (gray short-tailed opossum) is the source of this 4651-nucleotide messenger RNA. RefSeq names its product ATPase plasma membrane Ca2+ transporting 4 (gene ATP2B4). The record is from RefSeq and is a predicted model, not a curated record. Gene Ontology annotation, biological process: calcium ion transmembrane transport; regulation of cytosolic calcium ion concentration. Gene Ontology annotation, cellular component: plasma membrane; intracellular membrane-bounded organelle. Gene Ontology annotation, molecular function: ATP binding; PDZ domain binding; P-type calcium transporter activity. NCBI's taxonomy places the organism in Eukaryota, Metazoa, Chordata, Mammalia, Didelphimorphia, Didelphidae.